Gastrolobium bilobum is the source of this 2965-nucleotide messenger RNA. Its product is annotated as dynamin-related protein 3A. Gene Ontology annotation, cellular component: membrane; mitochondrion; cytoplasm. The record is from RefSeq and is a predicted model, not a curated record. Bases 150 to 2630 code for a protein of 826 amino acids. Gene Ontology annotation, molecular function: GTP binding; microtubule binding; GTPase activity. Gene Ontology annotation, biological process: mitochondrial fission; peroxisome fission. Lineage: Eukaryota; Viridiplantae; Streptophyta; Magnoliopsida; Fabales; Fabaceae. The transcript is spliced from 20 exons.
CGUUCCCCCGCACCGUACUUGCCUAGCAAGAAAUUACCUUCUCAUAUAUAUCAGCCACCGUUCAAAAACCUGUUCCGUUCACCGCACACCACACAGAGAGACGCUGUGAUAAGCUACAAUCCCCACUCCGAUCGAGAAAACCCUAACGGAUGUCGGAAGAGCCGGUUGCAGCUUCUCCAUCGGCGGCGGCGGCUGCUGCUUCCGCCGCCGCUCCGCUGGGUUCGUCCGUGAUCUCGCUGGUGAACAGGCUUCAGGAUAUCUUCAGCCGCGUCGGAAGCCAGUCCACCAUCGACCUGCCGCAGGUGGCGGUGGUCGGCAGCCAGAGCAGCGGCAAGUCCAGCGUCCUUGAAGCCCUCGUCGGAAGAGACUUCCUCCCACGCGGCAACGAAAUCUGCACCAGAAGACCCCUCGUGCUUCAGCUCGUCCAAACCAAAGGCUCACAAGACGAGUUCGGCGAGUUCCUCCACUUGCCUGGUCGCAGGUUCCACGAUUUCUCCCAAAUUCGAAGGGAAAUUCAGGCUGAAACUGAUAGGGAAGCUGGAGAGAAUAAAGGUGUUUCGGAUUUGCAGAUUCGUCUGAAGAUUUUUUCGCCUAAUGUUCUUGAUAUCACACUUGUGGAUCUUCCUGGCUUAACGAAGGUUCCUGUUGGUGACCAGCCUUCGGAUAUUGAAGCCCGAAUUAGAACAAUGAUCAUGUCAUAUAUCAAAACUCCCACAUGUCUUAUUCUGGCUGUCACUCCCGCAAAUUCUGAUUUGGCCAAUUCUGAUGCUCUUCAGAUGGCAGGAAUCGCUGAUCCUGAUGGUAAUAGAACGAUAGGUGUGAUCACAAAGUUGGAUAUCAUGGACAGGGGUACUGAUGCCCGGAAUCUGUUACAAGGGAAAGUUGUUCCCCUUCGACUUGGUUAUGUUGGUGUUGUAAAUCGUAGUCAGGAGGAUAUUCUAAUGAACCGGACUGUAAAGGAUGCUCUUGUUGCUGAAGAGAAGUUUUUCCGCAGCCGUCCUAUAUACAGUGGUCUAGCAGAUAGUUGCGGUGUUCCUCAAUUGGCAAAGAAGUUGAACAAGAUUCUUGCACAACAUAUCAAGGCUUUGCUACCAGGGCUGAGAGCACGUAUAAGCACUUCAUUAGUCACGCUUGCAAAAGAACAUGCAAGCUAUGGGGAAAUCACAGAGUCUAAGGCUGGACAGGGUGCUCUUCUCCUGAAUAUUCUUUCAAAGUACUGUGACGCAUUCUCCUCCAUGGUUGAGGGAAAGAACGAGGAGAUGUCUACAUCUGAGCUAUCUGGUGGAGCACGAAUUCAUUAUAUUUUUCAAUCCAUCUUUGUGAAGAGUUUAGAGGAGGUAGAUCCAUGUGAAGACUUGACUCAUGAUGAUAUUCGUACUGCCAUACAAAAUGCAACUGGACCCAAAUCAGCACUGUUUGUUCCAGAAGUCCCAUUUGAAGUCCUUGUUCGAAGGCAAAUAUCUCGACUAUUGGAUCCAAGUCUUCAGUGUGCCAGGUUUAUAUAUGAUGAGUUAAUGAAGAUCAGCCAUCGCUGUAUGGUGACUGAAUUGCAGCGGUUCCCUUUCUUGAGAAAGCGCAUGGAUGAAGUUAUUGGGAACUUUUUACGGGAAGGCCUUGAACCCUCGGAGACUAUGAUCACACACAUCAUAGAAAUGGAGAUGGACUACAUAAACACUUCCCACCCAAAUUUUAUUGGUGGAAGUAAGGCAAUAGAAGCUGCAAUUCAACAAAAUAAGUCAUCUAGAGUUUCUCUACAAGGUUCAAGGGUGAAGGAUGCUCUGGAAUCCGAUAAGGGACCAGCCUCUGAAAGAAAUGGGAAGCCUAGAGCUGUUCUUUCAAGACAAGUAAAUGGAGUAAUGGCUGAUCUUGGUGUUCGUGCUGCAUCAGAUGUUGAAAAAGUAGCAUCCUCUGGAAACACUGGUGGAUCAAGUUGGGGGAUCUCAUCCAUUUUUGGUGGAGGUGAUAACCGUGUGCAUGUGAAGGAGAAUACAGCCAGUAAACCUCAUACUGAACCAGUUCGCGGUGUGCAAUCAUCUUCUACUAUUUAUUUGAGAGAGCCCCCUAGUGUUUUAAGGCCAUCUGAGAGCAAUUCAGAGACGGAAUCUGUUGAAAUCACAGUAACAAUGUUGCUUUUGAGAUCAUACUAUGACAUUGUCAGAAAAAAUGUUGAGGAUUUUGUCCCCAAAGCAAUUAUGCACUUCUUGGUAAACAACACAAAGAGAGAACUGCACAACGUCUUCAUUGAAAAGCUAUACAGAGAGGAUCUGUUCGAAGAUAUGUUACAAGAACCUGGUGAAAUAGCAAUGAAAAGAAAGCGCUGUCGAGAACUGCUCCGAGCUUAUCAACAAGCAUUUAGGGAUUUGGACGAACUACCUCUUGAAGCUGAAACGGUUGAAAGAGGAUACAGUUUGCCUGAAACAACUGGCUUGCCAAAAAUUCGUGGAUUGCCAACUUCAUCUAUGUAUUCUACUAGCAGUUCUGGAGACUAUUAUGCAGCUUCUCCCAAAAAUCCAAAGUCUAAAAAAUCUUCACAUUCUGGGGAUCUUCAAUCACCAUUGUAUGCUAAUUCAGAUUCAAAUGGAAGUGGAGGGCCAUACAUGUCAGGUUUUAAUCCCAUGGCUGCCGAAUGAGCUAGCUGAUUGUACUUGUUGGUCCAAGGAAUUAGACUCAAGGUAUUCUAUUCAUUUGUUUAUGCUCGUGCAAUUUGAGGUUUGGAACUCUUGACUCCAGGAGCUGAACUGCAUUCAAUUACUACUUUUUAACUAAAAUGGUCUUUGAGUGUUGCCCAGUGCUUUCUUUACGUAAGUUCCCUUUUGUUCUCAUAUAGCGUUCGCAUUAUUUUUCAAGGCUCCAGAAAGAAUAACAGGAGCGGUUGAUCUUUCACAGUUGAGAGUCGUUUUUCACUAUAUUUCAUGUAUAUUACUAUUACCAUUUUUUUUUGGUGGCUAGCCAGAUAUUGUUCAUA